Messenger RNA from Acaulospora colombiana, 943 nucleotides. Lineage: Eukaryota; Fungi; Glomeromycota; Glomeromycetes; Diversisporales; Acaulosporaceae. The record is from the annotation of a GenBank genome assembly.
AUGGGAGAACAAGACAGUGCAUAUGGUAUUCGAAUACUAAGUCUUGAUGGCGGUGGGCCGGGCUGCUUCUCCCAAUUGGUCAUUUUGGACGAGAUCAUGGGUCGUAUUGCGUAUGACAAACAACUCGACAAGAAACAGAUGAAGCCUGCAGACUAUUUUGACCUGAUAGGUGGCGCGGGACUUGGCGCCGCCGCGAUAAAAGAGCUUCACUCGCUUGGAUCCAAACUGCGAAUGAACGAAUCCGACGUGCUCACGCCAAAAGAACGGCUUGAAGUACUUAAAGGAGAAAUCACAGAGAUGUUGCAAAGACAAGGAAUAUCGAUGGAUGUCGGGCUACAGGAUGAACGAGCGCUAUUGGUAGCACGGACGACUGCUUCUAGCUCCUGUCAAUGGCUCUCCACCUAUUCCUCGCGCCAAAGCCAAGUCGAAUGUUCAGUAGUCGACGCUCUCAGUGCAACUAUCGCGCUCCCGACACUCUUCGACCCUGUUUCGAUCGGACCUGAAUAUGCUGCACUGGAACUCAACGGAGCAAACCUCGCCUUCAACAACCCAACCAGAGAGCUACUCAACGAGGCCCAAAGAGUAUAUGGCGACGAGCGACAGGUGUCGGUGAUCCUUAGCCUUGGUUCUGGAAAGUCAAAAGAGCUAUCUAUUGACGAAUAUAGUCGGACUAAUGCAAUCGAGAACCUCUUGAAGAAGCUCGUAAUGAGUUCAGAGGCAACAGAGAGAGAUCUUGCUCAUCAACUCUACGAUGUUGGAGCAUACGUUCGAUUAAACGUGGAAUACAUCUAUACCGACAUCCAACUGCAUGAGUGGAAUCAACUGAGCGUGAUCUUGGCGCGCACUCAAGACUAUCUGGCGUCGCCUUCUGUUACGAGGAUGGUGGAUAGCUCGAUUGUGGGCGUCAUUGAGAAGCAAAGAGCGAUGACACUUAAUCAGCUCA